This is a messenger RNA of Striga asiatica, 1520 nucleotides long. NCBI's taxonomy places the organism in Eukaryota, Viridiplantae, Streptophyta, Magnoliopsida, Lamiales, Orobanchaceae. The record is from the annotation of a GenBank genome assembly.
AGCACACUUUUCUAUAUACAGCAUCACACAUCACAUUCACGAGCUAUUGAGCUAGAGGGAGAAACUCUUGUAAGUAACAAACUACUUUUUUCUCCACUUACCUUUGACCCUUUUUCUUUCUCUGCAAUGUAAAGCAAUCCCAUCACUUUUUAUUAAAAACUUAAAGCUCUCUCAAUGGGAAAGAAUUCAUGGCUGACUGCAGUCAAGCGAGCCUUCAGGUCUCCUACUAAAGACUCCGAACAAAACAGAAGUUCCCGGAGAAAAGUAGAUAAUCAUCAACAACAACAACAACAAGAAGAGGAUGAAAAGAAAACCGAAAAGCGGCGAUGGGUGUUCAAGAGGCAGUCGAACAAUAAUUACCAACAGUCGGUCGAGCAAAACAAGCAGACACACAACGUGGGCCCGGCUGAGCAGCAGCACGCUAUUGCAGUGGCGGAAGCUGCAGUCGCCACUGCAAAGGCGGCAGUCGAGAUUAUCCGGCUGACUCAGCCCACACUGCUGAAGCUGCAGUGCGCUGCCAGAGUCAUCCAGACAGCCUUCAGAGGCUAUCUGGCAAGGAGAGCUUUGAUCGCUCUAAAAGGGAUCGUGAAACUCCAAGCGCUCAUCAGAGGGCAGAACGUUCGAAAACAGGCUACCCUGACUAUGCGGUACAUGAAAACAUUGCUGAAGGUGCAGGCGAGGAUGAGGGAUCAGCGGGCCCGCCUCUCGCAUGAAGGGGCAAGAAGGUCAAUGUUUGCAGAGACGAGUAAUUUAUGGGAGUCCAACUACACCACCAAAGACAUGAAAUCAAGAUCGAGAGAUGGAAGUUGUGUUACGGAUGAUUGGAGGGAUUGCCCUCGCACGCUGGAGGAGCUUGAAGCGAUUUUAAAAGCUAGAAAUGAAGCUGCAUUGGUGCGAGAGAAGUCGUUGCCUUUCGCUUUCUCGCAGCAGAACAAAAUACUGGACUCCGACAUCGAAAACAGAGCAAAGUGGCUAGACAAAUGGAUGUCCGCAAGGCAGCAGCCGCCAUGGGAGUACACCAGCAGGCCCUCAACCGAGUACAGACGAGCAAGCACCGUCGAGAUCGAGUCACACCGAAAAUCCCGCUGCCAAAGCCCCAUCCGCCAAUCUAGGGCAACAAAAUCCCCCCAAAUCCGAGUCAAAGAGGACAAGUGCCAAUCGGCCGCAAACACGCCCUCCCUACGCUCCACUGUCUCCGUCCCCAAUUACAUGGCGGCCACUGAAUCUGCCAAAGCCAGGGUACGGUGGCAGAGCGCGCCGAGAAAUAGGCCCGAAAGGGAGAGGGGCGCGAGAAAGAGGCUGUCGUACCCGAUGCCCGACCCGAAUUUAGGGGUGGGCCAGAAUCUGAGGAGCCCGAGCUUCAAGAGCGUCCAGGCGGGGUACGUAGGUAUGGAGGAGCAGGAGAGUGUCGGUGGAGAGAUCUCGCCGUGUUCCACCACUGAUUUGAGGAUGUGGUUGAGGUGAAAGAAAGCCCAUUUUGGAAGUUNAAGUGAGCGUCAAGUUUGUUGUUGUGGUUAUUU